AAUCUCGCGCAGGCGUGUUGUUUCCCCGUCACUAUGCGGGUGCUCGUGGGUGGCGGGACGGGAUUCAUCGGGACAGCCCUAACCCAGCUGCUUAAAGCCAGGGGCCACAAAGUGACGUUGGUCUCCCGCCAGCCUGGGCCGGGUCGAAUCACGUGGAGUGAACUCAUUAGGUCGGGGCUGCCCCUCUGUGAUGUUGUCAUCAACCUGGCUGGAGAGAACAUCCUCAACCCUCUGCGAAGAUGGAACGAGGCCUUCCAAAAAGAGGUUCUUACCAGCCGCCUGGAUACCACCCACUUGCUAGCUAACGCCAUCACCAAAGCCACACACCCACCGCAGGCUUGGAUACUAGUCACAGGUGUAGCUUACUACCAGCCAAGCCUGACUGAGGAGUAUGAUGAAGACAGUCCAGGAGGAGAUUUUGACUUUUUCUCCAACUUGGUAACCAAAUGGGAAGCAGCAGCCAGGCUGCCUGGAGAGUCUACACGCCAGGUCGUGGUACGUUCAGGAGGCCCCAUUGGUUCAGGUCACCAGUUCUUCCCCUGGAUACACAUCGGUGAUCUGGCAGGAAUUCUGACUCAUGCCCUUGAAGCGGACCAUGUCCAAGGAGUCCUGAAUGGAGUGGCUCCAGCAUCUACCACAACCAAUGCCGAGUUUGCCCAGGCCUUGGGUGCUGCCCUGGGCCGCCCAGCCUUCAUACCUGUCCCCAGCACGGUGGUACAAGCAGUCUUCGGACGAGAGCGUGCCACCAUGCUGCUGGAAGGCCAGAAAGUGGUCCCACGACGGACACUGGCCACUGGCUACCAGUAUUCCUUCCCAGAGUUAGGGGCUGCCUUGAAAGAUGUCGUAGCCUAAGUAGAGAAGGACCCCCAAGGCAGGAGCUGAGGCCUGUUGUUCCUCAACUAAGAACUGGCUCAGGUGAUGCCAGUAUUUGAGAUGAGAAGCUAUCUAGGUCUUAGAACCUCUCCCCGUCACUUUCUUCCCGUGUUGUGUUCCCCCAUCUGAGAACAUCAGUCAAGGUUGUAAUCUCAUCCUAACCUCAACCUCUUCGACUUCUUGUCGUUUCUGUGUGUCGCGCCAGUUCUCCUAUAUACUGUGUAGAGAAAGUUCAGUAGUUGUGGCAAUAAAUUCUCUCACUAGCUUCAGCUGUCUCUUUGGCUUAGAUUCUCCUAGAAUUUAUCUUAAGGACUAUUACCUAGAUGGCUCUUCUUCCUAAAUGAGGUUCUGAAUGUAAUACUCAGUCUCUCUCCUCACCCUUCCCUUUCUUGGUCU
Messenger RNA from Chionomys nivalis (European snow vole), 1269 nucleotides. RefSeq names its product short chain dehydrogenase/reductase family 39U member 1 (gene Sdr39u1). The transcript has 6 exons. The coding region runs from base 34 to 852 and encodes 272 amino acids. Lineage: Eukaryota; Metazoa; Chordata; Mammalia; Rodentia; Cricetidae. The record is from RefSeq and is a predicted model, not a curated record.